AUGUUUAGAGAGGCUAGAAAUGCAGGCCAACGACCUUACUGGCUUGGGGAUGAUGUUUGGAAUAAUUUGCUAGCAUAUUGGAAUUCUCCUACGUACUACAAUAAGUGUGUGACAGCCCAAAGGAACCGAGGUUCCGAAAAGGGUGGGAGCCUACACACUACGGGUUCCAUGACCACCCAUGAGCAUGCCAUUCGUAUGGCAAAGGAGCUAGGACGAGCUGCUCAUAUUGAUGAGGUGUUUCAACAAACUCAUAUGUGCAAAGGAACUGACCAGUUUGUUGAUGAAAGAUCUCGGAGGACAUAUGUCAGAUCCGAACAAGGCUCAUGUGCUGGUGGAUCACAAGAUAUCAUUGAUGAUCUUACUGCAGAUGAUACGAUUAGGACAAAGUGUUGGGUUGAGGUUGUCGGGGGUAAGAAUAAAGGAAGAAUAUAUGGGACAGGACAACUUGCAGGUGGAAGCAGUGGCAUGAAGCCCCAAUCUACUGCAUCCACUUCCAGUGCUGAAGAAGUUACCUUCCUCAAACAACGACUACAAGAAAAUGAUGAAAAACUAAAAGCAACAGAUCAACAAUUGCAAGAAAAUGACCAGGCUUAUGCAAAAUUAAAAGGUCAAUUUCAAUCGUUACAAAACAUACUCCUCACACUUCUGCCUCCGGACCAAGAAGUCCUUCGACAGGCUGUAUCCAACCUAGCACAGUCUCAACAACUCCUCACAACCUACAACAAUCCAACCAAGCACUGA
Messenger RNA from Vigna unguiculata (cowpea), 741 nucleotides. RefSeq lists its product as uncharacterized. Lineage: Eukaryota; Viridiplantae; Streptophyta; Magnoliopsida; Fabales; Fabaceae. The record is from RefSeq and is a predicted model, not a curated record.